This is a messenger RNA of Anoplopoma fimbria (sablefish), 4167 nucleotides long. RefSeq names its product TNF receptor-associated factor 3 interacting protein 1 (gene ift54). The transcript has 16 exons. Gene Ontology annotation, biological process: regulation of microtubule cytoskeleton organization; cilium assembly; intraciliary transport. The coding region runs from base 106 to 2013 and encodes 635 amino acids. NCBI's taxonomy places the organism in Eukaryota, Metazoa, Chordata, Actinopteri, Perciformes, Anoplopomatidae. Gene Ontology annotation, molecular function: microtubule binding. Gene Ontology annotation, cellular component: ciliary basal body; axoneme; centrosome. The record is from RefSeq and is a predicted model, not a curated record.
CAUAGCAACCGGGGCGACAGAGCCAGCAGGUUUUUUAACACUUCAGGAGAGUUUCCGCUGUCUCUUUUGCGUUACAGCCUCCUGGCCUCCCUUUGGACCGCUGCCAUGAGUGGGGCCGUGGUGAAGAAGACCCAGGACACGCUCGGCAAAGUGAUAAAGAAACCGCCUCUCACGGAGAAACUGCUCAGCAAGCCACCGUUUCGGUACCUCCACGACAUCCUCAGUGAGGUAAUCAGGACCACUGGUUUUAUGAAAGGUCUCUAUGGAGAAAAUGAAAUGAAGUCAGAUAAUGUUAAGGAUAAGGACUCCAAGAUAGUCUUCCUCCAGAAAGCGAUAGAUGUCGUGAUGCUGGUGAGUGGCGAGCCCCUGGCGGCAAAGCCAGCACGCAUUGUGGCCGGCCAUGAACCUGAGAAAACCAAUGAGCUGCUGCAGGCCCUGGCCAAGUGCUGCAUCAACAAGAUGUCCAGUGACGAUGCAGUGAAGCGAGUGCUUGCAGGAGAAAAGGUGGACAUAAAGACCAAGGCCAGCACCCCCAGGUCCCAGGACAAGGAAAAUAGGGAGGGACGUGAACGUCAUCUUGAGGAGAAGAAAACCAUUACAGAGCGCAGCGGGAGCCGGGACCAGAAGGACCCAGACCAGCCCAAGGAGCAGGAGAGUCGACGCAGAGAUGGGGAGAAGGAGCCCCAGCGGGACAAGGAGCGCUCGGAGAAGCACCACCGCAGUGAACAGGACCAGCACGCCAAAGACCGGGACAAAGACAAGAGUCGUGACCGGGAGCGAGACAAGGAAAAGGACAAAGGACGAGUCAAAGACAGGGACAAGGAGAAGGACAGAGAGAGGGACCGAGAGAGGGAAAAAGACAAGGAGAGAGACAAAGGCCGAGACAAGACGAGAGAAUCUCGCGGAGAACGGGAAAGAGACAAGGAAAAACGAAGAGACAGAGACAAAGAGAGAGAGCGACACAAAGAGCGGGAAGAGAGGAACAAAAGUGGAGAGAGCAGCAACAGCAAGGUCAAAGUAUCAGAGGAACCACAGCAAAAAGCCAGCCCUGAGCCGAGCAAACCAGCCAAACCUGUGCCAGCGCCUGCCGAAGCAGUUGAGAACCCGUCUGAUAGUCCAGCUAGAAUACCCCGGCCUUCAUCUGCCAAAGGGCAGAGGCGGAGACCCAAAAUUGGAGGUCAAGAUGAAUCUGACAGUGAUGGAGACGGAGAUGCUAUGUUAGCCCAGAGGCCUGCCCUCCAGGAAAAUGGAGACCCUGCAGGCUCCUCAGUGCCAUCCGACAUGACCUCCAGCAACAGGCGAAUACCACGGCCCGGCAGUGCUCGCCCAGCACCUCCCCGAAUCAAGAAACAGGAAAGCUAUUCUGAUGUGACCCCGGCUGAGAGGCUGUCCAGUGCCAAGCCCUCAGCCCCAGUCAUCAUGGAUGGGAAGAGGAUGUCUGAGGACGAGGAGGAUGAAGAUGAGCAAUUUCUCGUGGAGGAGGCGGUCCCUUUGCCCUCAGAUGCUCCUGAGAUGGAGGUGGUGCAAGAACUCGACAGUGAAGCCAAACAUGGUGGCCUUGUGAAAAAAAUCCUCGAGACCAAGAAAGACUAUGAAUUGUCCCCAUCCUCCCCCAAAUCUAAAGAGCAGAACGUGGUGUCCGAAGCGGCAAAGAAGAAAGAGCGGGACAUGGUGACGCGGGAGAUAGAGCGCCUCCGUUCAUCCAUCCAGACGGUGUGCCGCAGCACCCUGCCCCUGGGUAAGAUCAUGGACUACAUACAGGAGGACAUGGACGCCAUGCAGGCUGAACUGCACACCUGGCGGCGGGAGAACAAAGAGCACGUGCAGGCCUUGCUGCAGGAGCAGAGAGAGACAGACAGAGCGGUGGAGCCACUUAAGUCAGAACUGGUUGAGCUGGAGCAGCUGAUCAAGGACCAGCAGGACAAGAUUUGUGCCGUAAGGUCCAACAUACUGAAGAAUGAGGAGAAGAUCCAGAAGAUGGUGACAGGAAUCAACUUCUCCUCCAGGACCUGAAGUGAGAAAAAAGGUCUACAAAGAAAAACCUUUACUAAAGAAAUGCACUGAAUAUUUAGGGAUGUACAGUGUCUCAUUCAGAAUAAUGGUAAGACCAUUUUUUUUAACUUGGAGACGAUGUGGGAUGGAACGAAACACUGCACUUUGAGGGGUUUGUCAGAAAAGGAGAUGGACCCAAACAUAUCAGACAGGAGUUGGCAAAUAAGAGCUCCAUAUGAUGGCUUGGAGGUCUGACUCUACUCUGACUCACAGAUGCAUAAAUUCAUUGUUAAGAAAAUAUAUCUUCCUGCUCUGCACGCUAACCUUACCCAUCCUUAACCCAUUUUCUGUAAUGGUGCCUUCAUGGAAUGAGCAAGUGCACAGUUCAUGACUUGGAAGUUAGACUUAAUAGUUGCAUUUAAUACUGGGUGAGUUCAUCAAAAGCCCUACAUAUUCCAAAAUAUACAAUAAUUAACAUGAAAGUUUGAUUUGAUCUACAACGGAGCAAUUCCUGGACCUAAUUUUAAAACCUAUAUUCUUGUUUAUUUUUUGUAUUUUUAAUAACUUAGCAACAAAAGUGUGGCACAUUGUGGUUGGUUUUGUUUCAUUGCCUCACUUCUCAUUUUUCCUGUCUGUGGGGAAUUUGAACUUUGUAAGCAGUCUUUUUGAUCUAGUUCGUGCUGUUUCCAAGAUGAUUAUUACAUCUGCUAUAGUGCUAUUGGACUAGCUAUACAUAAGUAAUUAAAUAUUCCUGUGUUCAAAUACAUUUUCUAGGGCUUGCAUGGAGAAAUCUAGGACUUGCGUGGAGAGUCCUGAUGGUCUAAUUGAUUGAAAUGAAUGUUACAUGAUGUGGUGUCCUUUUACAUGGGGACCUUUUACAUGUCAUACUGAACUCUGCUUUUCCUUCCAAACAUUUGUCUUCAAGCUUCCUUCUUCCUCAAGCUACCCUUCCUAAAAAACAAUAUAUAUAUUGUAAAAACAAAAACAAUAUUCAGAUAGUCGCCAUUGUGGAGAUCCCUCCGCUCUAUUUCAACUGUAGGAUUUGCCAAAUUGUUUCUUUUUGGGUGGAGGGAGACAAUGUUUGGUGAGAUGGCAACUUUUUGUGUAAAAUUGUAUUCAUAUUCUUUAUAAAUAAUAAGAAAAAAAAUAAUACCAUAAUAUCUUACUAGCUCCUUUUGUGAUUUAAAGAAAUGUGCUUUACAGAUGUAGCUAAUAUGAAAAUAUGAAGCAAUACUAGGCUGAUUAUUGCAGUAGGAGACUGAAUAGUAGAGACUGUCCCAGUUUUCCUUAAAAUUCCAAUAAUGUGGGAAUGAAAUGAAAAUAGCGAAACAAAAUUAGACUAGUCAGCCGUGGUUCCUUGCAUAGUGGCCUAUCUCACUCUGAGAAUGCAGUUAACAUAUUUAAGUAGUACCAAUGUCAUUGUACAUUGAUGUUAUUACUUGCACAAGUGUGGUUGCUACCUCUAGUUCUACUGCAGAUAUCGACUGCCAGUGUUUACACAACAACACUUGGUUGGACUGAUGAAUGUAAUUCAUUAUUGAAACAAAUGUUGUUUUUUUAUUCACAAAGCAAACUGUUCCUGAUGUGACAACCAUACAUACAUUAGCUAGACUCUCUUUUUUUCUGCACAGACCUCCAAAACAUCUGUCCAAACACAGGUUUACACUUCCACUGCACUUGUCAGACCUACAGGUUCCAAAUAGGAUUGGUGGCACAACAUCUCAGUACCGCUAGAAAAUGUGACUCUGGCAGAACAGACAGCAUGUACCGGUAGUUGCGAGUGGGAAGAAAUGUUCAUGGGCAUCAAAAGCUACAGGAAACAAAGCAAAGUUACACUGAUGUAUCUAUCAAAAACUGCAUUUCUUCAGUGGUAAUUUUAAUUCUAUUCAUUUGCCUGAUCUUUUUGAGAGCCAUUCACUAGGAGGAUUCAAAUGUUAGUACUCUCAUUUAGUCAGAGUUUACUUCUAUUUCAUAUCAGUAUUAUAUUUAGUCCACAAAAUAUAAUCAAAUAACCUAUUGAAAUGUCCAAAAACUUAUGGAAAGUGAGAACCUCAUAUGUCUUAUUUGAAAAGGACAAUGUAAACUACUUGUAUCAUAAUCUUUGUUUCUCUUUAAACUGUACAUUAUGUAUAUGUGGAGAUUGUAUCAUAGUUCAAAUAAUUAUAUAAUUUUGUA